Messenger RNA from Phlebotomus argentipes, 856 nucleotides. It is a transcript of the gene Manf, whose product is annotated as mesencephalic astrocyte-derived neurotrophic factor homolog. Gene Ontology annotation, biological process: neuron projection development; dopaminergic neuron differentiation. The record is from RefSeq and is a predicted model, not a curated record. Lineage: Eukaryota; Metazoa; Arthropoda; Insecta; Diptera; Psychodidae. The coding region runs from base 36 to 551 and encodes 171 amino acids. The transcript has 3 exons. Gene Ontology annotation, cellular component: endoplasmic reticulum.
GAAUAAAAAAGUGUUCAGGAGAAUUCUGUGUAAGGAUGAAGACUUAUAUUCUGUACGUGGCAGUUUUGUCCUUGUCGUGGACACUAUCGUCAGCACUGAAGGAGGAGGAUUGCGAAGUGUGCAUCAAGACCGUCCAGAGAUUCGCUGACUCGCUGACGGACAAUUUGAAGAAGGACACAAAGAAGAUCGAGGAGAAGUUCAAGGAGUUCUGCAAGACGCAGAAGAACAAGGAGCACAGAUUCUGUUACUACUUGGGCGGCCUGGAGGAUUCCGCCACUGGCAUCCUGGGUGAGCUGUCCCGGCCGCUGAGCUGGUCGAUGCCGGCGGACAAGGUGUGCGAGAAGCUGAAGAAGAAGGACGCACAGAUCUGCGACUUGCGAUAUGAGAAGCAGAUCGACUUGAACACGGUGGAUCUGAAGAAGCUCAAAGUGAGGGAUCUGAAGAAGAUCCUCACAGACUGGGACGAGACGUGCGACGGAUGCCUGGAGAAGACGGACUACAUUAAGAGGAUAGAAGAGUUGAAACCUCAAUACACAAGGACUGAAUUGUAGGGUUAUUCUUUUCCACGCAUCUCGUAAUAUAUUUAGGAAGGAUCUUUAUAAAAAUGGGCGAGGAAUAAGAUGAACAUUUUUUUGUGAAAUAUAAUUCCUCCGGCAAUUUGCAAAAGAAAACCCAGUUCUCUCCGAUGCACAACAAUCCAGACGACAUUAUUUAAUCUCUAGAGUUAAUUUAUUUGUAUCAUCCUAAGUUUAUGGCUCUAUUCAUUUUAUACAAAAAAAAAGAAGAGUAAUGAAAUGUUUUGCAAAGAGUCAGUGAGGGGGAUGAGGAGGUAAAUAAAUUAUUAAGUUGCUGUAAA